Molecule: messenger RNA, 2493 nt
Organism: Plasmodium gallinaceum
Lineage: Eukaryota; Apicomplexa; Aconoidasida; Haemosporida; Plasmodiidae
Product: conserved Plasmodium protein, unknown function
Exons: 7
Coding region: 1-2493 (830 amino acids)
Source: RefSeq, a predicted model, not a curated record
AUGGAAAAAUCUUUAGAAACCGCUAAUGUUAAAAAUUUUGAAAAAAAAAAGGAGAAAAAAAUAAAUGAGGAAGAAAUUUAUAAUGAGGCACGAAAUGAAGAAAGUAUAAAUGAAAACACAAAUAGUAAAAAUAUAGCAAGUGAAGAACAAUCGAAUGUAACUAUAUCUGAUAAUAAUUCUCAAAAUGUAGAAAAAAAACUGUUAUCUAAUAACCUCAUUAAAAAAUUCAAAGUAAAAAUUGACACAAAUGAAGAAAUAAAUAUUUUAAGUAAGAAUGAAUCAUUAUCAAGUAAUGAAAAAAAAAAUGUUACUUUAAAAGAAUACAAUGUUCAGGUAGAAGUAAAUAAUAAUAAAAUUGAUAAAAAUGAAAUAAAUAUAUCAUUAGUUAACAAUAAAGAUGAAAAAUAUGAAAAUACGAUAAGAAAUAAUAAAAGAAAGAUUAAUGAUGAAACCAAAGAAUUAACUCCCAAAAAAUUAAAAAUUGAAAACAUUGAAAAUGGUUGUGAAUUAAGUUUACCAGCUAAAAUAAAUAGUAGUAUUUUUUAUAGUGAAAAUAAUAUACAAUCAUAUAUGAGGAAAAUAAAAAAUAAUUUUAAAUUAUAUUGGAAAGAAUGUGAUUACCAUUUAAAAGAAUUGCAAAAAAAUUUUAUGGAAAAUGAGAAAUUAAUCAAGGAUAUCAUUUGUGAAAAUAGUAAUGUAAUAAAUAACAAAUAUAUAGAUAAUGAAAUGGAAGAAAAAAUGAAAACAAAAAUAGAAAGAAAAAGAAAAAUAUUGAGUAACAUUAUGAACAUAAGAUUGAUUUAUAGGAUUAUUGAGAUGUAUUUAUUUACUAUGAGACAAUUUUCUUAUUUAUUAAAAGAAAUUAAUGAUUAUAUUUGUCUUAUUUUAGACGAACAUAAAAUAAUGAAAAAUAAUUAUGAAAUGGUAAUUGGAAAUUUAUUGAAAUUCGAAGCAAAAAAUUAUGAAGACGUAAAAUAUACAAUAGAAAAAAAAAUUUUACGUAUGCAAGAAUUUUUUAAAAACAAAAAUGAAAGUAUAUAUUCAAGAGAUGAGUUUUCUUAUUUAUAUACUUUGAAAUGCUUACAACAUGAAAUCUCAGAACGUGUUGAUGCGAAAACUGAUUUACGAUUGUUAAUGAUAAAGAAGAGAGAAUAUUCUGAAAAGUUUAUGAAAGAAAACCAAAGAAAAAUUAUUUCAUUUGAUAAAUUAUCGUCAUUUAAAAAAAGUAUUAAAUGUAUUAUUGAUAAGUAUAGCUCAUUAGAUAUAGAACUUUCAAAAUAUUUAUCAACUUUCUAUUAUAAAAUUUUUAAUCAUCAAAUUGAGUUGAACAUAAACAACGUUUCAAUUUUAAAUAAUAAAAAACCAUUUAAUUUUUUGUUUCCUUUUAAAGAUCAAAGUAAUAAUAAUGAUGUUUUUAAUUAUAUGAAUUAUGAUGCUAUUACUAAAAUCAGAAAAAAUAAUGGAAAUUCCCAUAAUUGUAAGGAAAUUCACAGUGAAUAUAUAGCUUUAAAAUUUUAUACAAAGGAUAAUUUUGAUAUUUCCAUUUUACCUGACUUAAAAUAUCUUAGUUAUUUAAAUGUAGAAAUAGAAAUAUCCUAUUUAUACAGUAGUGAUUGCUUAGUUGCAAAAACCAAUUCUAUCGAAUUCAUAGGUUUGCAUAAUGGACGUAAAUUAUUAUCGGAUAUUUACAGCAAUCAAGAUCAUUUUCUUCUAUUUUCUAAAGAUAUAAAUGAUUUCCAAAAUUUUAAAUAUGGUUUUCCUUUUUUAUGGCUGAAUGCAAUGGCAGAAAAACCAUAUGUAUUAGAUAUAGAAAAUGAAAUAUCUCAAAAAGAUGAAUCAAACAAAAAAAAUGAAAAUAAUAAUACAGAAAAUUUUCAGAAUAAUAAUUUUGAUAAAAAAAAGUUGUUAGAUAUAUAUAAUUGGCAUUUAAAUAGAACUUUAGAUAUAUCUGUUCUUUUUUCAAAAAUAUUUACAAGAAUUUUAUUUAGAAUAUGGGAUAUUUGGCAAAUUCGACAUUACAAAUAUUACCCAAAUGUUUUUCCUCCUUUUACCUAUGAAAAACAUCUUGAAGCUUUAAAGAAAAUUCAAUCAGUUUCAUUACAGCAGAUAUCCUAUUUUGAUAUAAUAACAGAAGAAUCCUAUUUAAAAGAGGAAACUGAAAAUAUUAAUGGAUGUGGCAAAGAUAAUAUAUAUGCCUGCUGCUUUAUUCAAUUAUAUGAAUCUUGUUUAGUAAAAGCAUUUAUUAGUAUUCCUUUCAAUGGAAAAGAACCUUAUUUUAGUGUAUUUUUAACAAAAAAAAAAUAUUCAAGAAGACUAAAAAAAUUGCAAGAUUAUUUGAACACAACAGUUGUAAAUAAGCAUUCUAAAGUUGAAGAUACGCAAAGACAAAUUAUAUUAACUUUACAACUAGCAAAAUUAAGGGAAGGAGCACAUAAAUACUUUAAAUCAUUUAGUAAAAAUUCAACAAUGACAUUUGAUGAAGACAUCAGUUAA